This is a messenger RNA of Coregonus sp. 'balchen', 42152 nucleotides long. Lineage: Eukaryota; Metazoa; Chordata; Actinopteri; Salmoniformes; Salmonidae. The record is from the annotation of a GenBank genome assembly.
AUGUCCAACGGCGCAGCAGGAAGCGGGGGUCUGACUUGGGUGGUAAGUUACUAUUUUGUUUUAAUGUUGGAUUACUGGACAGGUUUGCUUUAUCGCUUCAGCUAGCGUUCAUCAUUUUGCCAGGAUGCACGAGAGAAAUCCCCAGUUUGUCACGAGUUGGACAUUUUAAAAUGGCCAGUGAUGAUGCUAACUAGCCAGCAGCUAAUACACCCCUUUAAACUAGCAUGCGCCUAUUUAAGAUGGGCCAAACUGUUGUAUAUUCAUUUAGCUAUGAUUGCCCGGCAGAAAUACAAUCACAGAUUGGUCCACCAACGUCAGCAGAUACAUUGUUUUCUGUAAACAUGAUGAUGUCAUUAGGCAACAUUGCUUUCCUGCAAGGCACGGGUGAAUGAGCCACUUGGCCAAUGGCAAUGCCCCAAAAAGUUCUUUGUUGUAAUACACGUCAAGUGUGAUUGAUAGUCAUUUGCCUAUUUUGCAUGCACGCUGUUUGAAUAUAAUAUCUUAAAUGUGUCUCAAAAAUACAGUUAUUCGUAGGUAGCCAAAUAAAUAAAAAAAAAUGUAUGCGAACAUAUUCCUUAAAUGUAUUUGCACGACAUUUGGCCAGCUAGCAGCUUCCAGCCCGUAGAUGAAGCGGCACAAUUUGGGACCUGUAUGAAGCUAGCCACAUAAGGAUUUAGCCAUAAUAGUGGAAUUUGCGGUUGACCUUCAAAAUAAAAGUCCACCAUUUGAAAGUGAUUCAAACGGAUACAAAUAGUGGAAUCAUGCCAAAUUUGGACUAGAUAAUGUUAAACAAGGUCGGAGUGUUGUUCUAUAAAUUCAACAAAAGACAAUAAUAAAGUUAAUUUGACAAAUGUUUUUGGUUGAAAUCGCACUGUGGAUGUAUUAGACUUUAUAAUUGAGUUGGGGGCAUACUUACAUGCACUGUACAGCCUAACCAAUCGAUGUUGCACCCAUGAAAUGGGGAAUCAGCCUACUCCGUGACACUCACAGAACACAACUGUGUAGAGAUUACACAAAUAUUAGCGUCUUCACUCUUAUGACAGGACUUUGUGGGAAAUCACCUUUCCAGUCAGUCUACUUUGUGUAUUAGACAUUCAUAUUGCACUGUACAGCCUAACCUAUGGAUGUUGCCCCCAUGAAAUGGGUAAUCAGCCUAUACAGUGACACUCACAGAACACAACUGUGUAGCGUUUACACAAAUAUUAACGUCUUAGCUCUUAUUAGAGAAUUUUAACUGUGGGAAAUCAGCUUACUAUACAGCCUAUUGUGCAUAUUGAACAUUCAUAUUGGACUGUACAGCCUAAAACAGAGAUUGUUCACUCAUUAAAUGGGCUAUUAGUCUUUUCUGUGACACCCACAGAGGCUGUACAGUCCAGUAUGUAUGUUGAAUACAUACAGUGCAUUCGGAAAGUAUUCAAACCCCUUCACUUUUUCCACAUUUUGUUAUGUUACAGCCUUAUUCUAAAAUUGAUGAAAUAAAAUAUGUUCCUCAAUCUACACACAAUACCCCAUAAUCACCAAGCGAAAACAGGUUUUUAGAAAUUUUUGCAAAUGGAUUUAAAAGAAAAAACAGAUACCUUACACUACCAGUCAGAAGUUUGGACACACCUACUCAUUCAAGGGUUUUUCUUUAUUUGUAAAUUUUUUUACAUUGUAGAAUAAUAGUGAAGACAUCAAAACUAUGAAAUAACACAUAUAGAAUAAUGUAGUAACCAAAAAAGUGUUAACAAUUUGAGAUUCUUCAAAUAGCCACCCUUUGCCUUGAUGACAGCUUUGCACACUCUCACAUUCUCUCAACCAGCUUCAUGAGGUAGUCACCUGGAAUGCAUUUCAAUUAACAGGUGUGCCUUCUUAAAAGUUAAUUUGUGGAAUUUAUUUCCUUCUUAAUGCAUUUGAGCCAAUCAGUUGUGUUGUGACAAGGUAGGGGGGUAUACAGAAGAUAGCCCUAUUUGGUAAAAGACCAAGUCCAUAUUAUGGCAAGAACAGCUCAAAUAAGCAAAGAGAAACCUUUUUACCUAAUUUCUACCAGCAUGUUAAAUGUGCAACCAGAGGAAAAAAAAACUAUAGACCACCGUUACUCCACACACAGAGACGCAUACAAAGCUCUCCCUCGCCCUCCAUUUGGCAAAUCUGACCAUAAAUCUAUCCUCCUGAUUCAUGCUUAUAAGCAAAAACUAAAGCAGGAAGCACCAGUGACUCGGUUAAUAAAAAAGUGGUCAGAUGACACAGAUGCUAAGCUACAGGACUGUUUUGCUAGCACAGACUGGAACAUGUUUCGGGAUUCUUCAGAUAGCAUUGAGGAGUACACCACAUCAGUCACUGGCUUCAUCAAUAAGUGUAUCGAUGACGUCGUCCCCACAGUGACCAUACGUACGUACCCCAACCAGAAGCCAUGGAUUAUAGGCAACAUCCGCACUGAGCUAAAGGGUAGAGCUGCCGCUUUCAAGGAGCGGGACUCUAACCCGGACGCUUAUAAGAAAUCCUGCUAUUCCCUCUGACGAACCAUCAAACAGGCAAAGAGUCAAUACAAGACUAAGAUUGAAUCGUACUACACCGGCUCUGACGCUCAUCCGAUGUGGCAUGGCUUGAAAACUAUUACAGACUACAACGGAUUACCAGGACGUGUACUCCGAGCAUGUGCUGACCAACUGGCAAGUGUCUUCACCGACAUUUUCAACAUGUCCCUGACUGAGUCUGUAAAACCAACAUGUUUCAAGCAGACCACCAUAGUCCCCGUGCCCAAGGACACUAAGAUAACCUGCCUAAAUGACUACCGACCCGUAGCACUGACGUCUGUAGCCAUGAAGUGCUUUGAAAGGCUGGUCAUGGCUCACAUCAACACCAUUAUCCCAGAAACUCUAGACCCACUCCAAUUUGCAUACCGCCCCAACAGAUCCACAGAUGAUGCAAUCUCUAUUGCACUCCACACUGCCCUUUCCCACCUGGACAAGAGGAACACCUACGUGAGAAUGCUAUUCAUUGACUACAGCUCAGUGUUCAACACCAUAGUGCCCUCAAAGCUCAUCGCUAAGCUAAGGAUCCUGGGACUAAACACCUCCCUCUGCAACUGGAUCCUGGACUUCCUGACGGGCCCAGGUGGUAAGGGUAGGUAACAACACAUCUGCCACGCUGAUCCUCAACACGGGGGCCCCUCAGGGGUGCGUGCUCAGUCCCCUCCUGUACUCACUGUUCACCCAUGAGUGCAUAGCCAGGCAUGACUCCAACACCAUCAUUAAGUUUGCCGACAACACAACGGUGGUAGGCCUGAUCACCGACAACGAUGAGACAGCCUAUAAGGAGGAGGUCAGAGACCUGGCUGUGUGGUGCCAGGAUAACAACCUCUCCCUCAACGUGACCAAGACAAAGGAGAUGAUUGUGGACUACAGGAAAAAAAAGAGGACUGAGCACGCCCCCAUUCUCAUCGACGGGGCUGUAGUGGAACAGGUUGAGAGCUUCGAGUUCCUUGGUGUCCACAUCACCAACGAACUAUCAUGGUUCCAAACACACCAAUACAGUCGUGAAGAGGGCACGACAAUGCCUAUUCCCCCUCAGGAGACUGAAAAGAUUUGGCAUGGGUCCUCAGAUCCUUGAAACGUUCUACAGCUGCACCAUCGAGAGCAUCCUGACUGGUUGCAUCACCGCCUGGUAUGGCAACUGCUCGGCCUCCGACCGCAAGGCACUACAGAGGGUAGUGCGUACGGCCCAGUACAUCACUGGGGCCAAGCUUCCUGCCAUCCAGGACCUCUAUACCAGGCGGUGUCAGAGGAAGGCCCUCGAAAUUGUCAAAGGCUCCAGCCACCCUAGUCAUAGACUGUUCUCUCUGCUACCGCACGGCAAGCGGUACCGGAGCGCCAAGUCUAGGUCCAAAAGGCUUCUCAACAGCUUCUACCCACAAGCCGUAAGACUCCUGAACAGCUAAUCAUGGCUACCCAGACUAUUUGCACUGCCCCCCCCACCCCCACCCCAUCUUUUACGCUGCUGCUACUCUGUUAAUUAUUUAUGCAUAGUCACUUUAACUCUACCCACAUGUACAUAUUACCUCAACUACCUCAACUAGCCGGUGCCCCCACACAUUGAUUCUGCACCGGUACCCCCCUGUAUAUAGCCUCCCUACUGUUAUUUUACUUCUGCUCUUUUUUUCUCAACACUUUUUUGUUGUUGUUGUUUUAUAUUACUUUUUUAUAAAAAAAAAAAAUGUGUUGUUGGUUAAGGGCUGUAAGUAAGCAUUUCACGGUAAUGUCUACACCUGUUGUAUUCGGCGCAUGUGGCAAAUAACAUUUGAUUUGAUUUGAGAAACGACAGUCAAUCAUUACUUUAAGACAUGAAGGUCAGUCAAUACGGAACAUUUCAAGAACUUUGAAAGUUUCUUCAAGUUCAGUCGCAAAAACCAUCAAGCGCUAUGAUGAAACUGGCUCUCAUGAGGACCGACACAGGAAUGGAAGACCUAGAGUUACCUCUGCUGCAGAGGAUAAGUUCAUUAGAGUUACCAGCCUCAGAAAUUGCAGCCCAAAUAAAUGCUUCACAGAGUUAAAGUAACAGAGGGGACUGUGUGAAUCAGGCCAUCAUUUGGAUUUAUUUUAUUUUACCUUUAUUUAACUAGGCAAGUCAGUUAAGAACACAUUCUUAUUUACAAUGACGGCCUACACCGGCCAAACAUGGUCAAAUUGCUGCAAAGAAACCACUACUAAAGGACACCAAUAAGAAGAAGAGACCUGCUUGGGCCAAGAAACACGAGCAAUUGGACAUUAGACCGGUGGAAAUGUGUCCUUUGGUCUGGAGUCCAAAUUUGAGUUUUUUGGUUCAAACCGCAGUGUGGGUGAACAGAUUAUCUCCGUAAAGCUUGGAGGAGGUGUUAUGGUGUGGGGGUGCUUUGCUGGUGACACUGUGAUUUAUUUAGAAUUCAAGGCACACUUAACCAGCAUGGCUACCACAGCAUUCUGCAGCGAUACGCCAUCCCAUCUGGUUUGUGCUUAGUGGGACUAUCAUUUGUUUUUCAACAGGACAAUGACCCAACACACCUCCAGGCUGUGUAAGGGCUAUUUUAUCAAUAAGGACAUUGAUGGAGUGCUGCAUCAGAUGACCUGGCCACUUUUUUGGUUACUACAUGAUUCCAUGUGUUAUUUCAUAGUUUUGAUGUCUUCACUAUUAUUCUACAAUGUAAAAAAAUAGUAAAAUAAAGAAAAACCCUUCAAUGAGUAGGUGUGUCAACUUUUGACUGGUACUGUAAGUAUUCAGACCCUUUGCUAUUAGACUCGAAAUUGAGCUCAGGUGCAUCCUGUUUCCAUUGAUCAUCCUUGAGAUGUUUCCACAACUUGAUUGGAGGCCACCUGUGGUAAAUUCAAUUGAUUGGACAUGAUUUGAACAGGCACACACCUGUCUAUAUAAGGUCCCACAGUUGACAGUGCAUGUCAGAGCAAAAACCAAGCCAUGAGGUUGAAGGAAUGGUCUGAUGAAACCAAGAUUGAACUCUUUGGCCUGAAUGCCAAGCGUCAUGUCUGGAGGAAACCAGGCACCACUCAUCACCUGGCCAAUACCAUCCCUACAGUGAAGCAUGGUGGUGGCAGCAUCAUGCUGUGGGGAUGUUUUUCAGCAACAGGGACUAGGAGACUAGUCAGGAUCAAGGGAAAGAUGAACGGAGCAAAGUACAGAGAGAUCCUUGAUGAAAACCUGCUCUAGAGCGAUCAGGACCUCAGACUGGGGCAAAGGUUCACCUUCCAACAGGACAACGACCCUAAGCACACAUCCAAGACACAGCAGGAGUGGCUUCGGGACAAGUCUCUGAAUGUCCUUGAAUGGCCCAGCCAUUGAACAUCUCUGGAGAGACCUGAAAAUAGCUGUGCAGCGACGCUCCCCAUCCAACCUGACAGAGCUUGAGAGGAUCUGCAGAGAAGAAUGGGAGAAACUCCCCAAAUACAGGUGUGCCAAGCUUGUAGCGUCAUACCCAAGAAGACUCGAAGCUGUAAUCGCUGCCGAAGGUGCGUCAACAAAGUACUGAGUAAAGGGUCUGAAUACUUAUGUAAAUGUGAUAUUUCCAUAUUUUUUAUUUUUAUAAAUGAGCAAAUCUGUUUUUGCUUUGUCAUCAUGGGAUAUUGUGUGUAGAUUGAUGGGGAAUAAAAAAAAAAAAUGAUUUUAGACUAAGGCUGUAACGUAACAAUGUGGAAAAAGUGAAGGGGUCUGAAUACUUUCCGAAUGCACUAGAUAAUAAGCUGAAUGCUUAAUGUGGCUCAUUUCACACUGGUUUUUAGAGUCUCACAAUAAAAAGCUAAGAUGAUAAUAUUUGUGUAAACUCUACAUAGUUGUGUUCUGUGGGUGUCACCGAGUAGGCUGAUACUCAAUUUCAUGGGUGCAACAUCCAUAGGUUAGGCUGUACAGGAGAGUGUGAAUUACACCAUGACAUUUGGGGGUCUCUGUAUUGAGCAAGCGCGUGUACUAAAUGUUUUAUGGGCCUAAUAACAAAGCCGUAAUUUAAACGGUAAAAAAAUAUUUUCCUUUCAUUGUGGCAUGAACACAUUACAUUUUUCAUCUGACGUCAAACAAAUCACUUCAAAAAUUAGGCUACCUGUGCAUGUUCGUCCACUCCAAAAAUAAUAACAGCAUCCAAACUGCAUGUAUACGGGUGCCAUUUGAUGAAUGGAAAUAGACAUCUGUUACAAAUCACCAUGCCUAAUGACAUUCAGUGAUUGCCAUUGGUUAGGCCUACAUUCAUUGAUGCGUCUUGCUGACAAAUUGCUUAAACUGUCCCGGGAAAAACGGGAUGGUCAACUUACUAGACUGGGCUACAAUGUGUAUUACCAUGAACUUCAAAUAGGCCUAGCGGUAGCCAGUGUCUAGUUCAGUGUUUAAAAAAAAUAAAAAAUAGGUGGUUAAAGCCUGAUUGCCAGUCGUGGUGAAAAAAGUAACGCUCCCUGUACUUUCAAUGCAUUUUAAUGAAAAAGGUGGGUACAAGGCGUUUACCCUCCGCUAGGCCUAUUCCACCGCCAGUAGCCUACCCUCUCAGCCAAAGCCAUUUUAAACACAUGGACACACGCAGAAUAGGUAGCCUACAUUCAAUUCCAUAGAAUACAUUAGUUUUUACACCCUGGAUUAGUCCUAAUUUUAAUGUUUUGUAGGUAUCUUAUCAAAGCAACUCUCAAAGGUUCCUCUCUAGGUUUCUUCCUAGGUUUUGGCCUUUCUAGGGAGUUUUUCCUAGCCACCGUGCUUCUACACCUGCAUUACUAGCUGUUUGGGGUUUUAGGCUGGGUUUCUGUACAGCACUUCGAGAUAUUAGCUGAUGUACGAAGGGCUAUAUAAAAUAAAUAAAAAAAAUAAAAAAAAUUGAUUGAACUAUCCCAGAGUGGUGGACUAUCAUGUGAGCUAAAUGGAUGCUUUGGCUUGAUAAGCUGAUUUAUGAAUUGCUGUGAGAGUUGGGGUGAACCAUAGGCUAUAUGGGGUGAACUGUCUUUGGUCUGCUGUUUGUUACUAAUAGGUUGAUGAGCAUUGUGAGGGUAUGUUGCUCAGAUACCUCCCCAUAGAGAAAUGUAAACUGGUCUCAAGGCCCACAGGUGACAGGGACUGCAUUAUUCUCAACCACUGUGUUUGUUAUUGCACAGUUUAUAUACAGUGAGGGGAAUAGUCUAAUUUUAAUGGUAGGUUUAUUUGAACAGUGAGAGACAGAAUAACAACAAAAAAAUCCAGAAAAACGCAUGUCAAAUAUGUUAUAAAUUGAUUUGCAUUUUAAUGAGGGAAAUACGUAUUUCUGGCUCCCAGGUGUCUUAUACAGGUAACGAGCUGAGAUUAGGAGCACACUCUUAAAGGGAGUGCUCCUAAUCUCAGUUUGUUACUUGUAUAAAAGACACCUGUCCACAGAAGAAAUCAAUCAAUCAGAUUCCAAACUCUCCACCAUGGCCAAGACCAAAGAGCUCUCCAAGGAUGUCAGGGACAUGAUUCUAGACCUACACAAGGCUGGAAUGGGCUACAAGACCAUCGCCAAGCAGCCUGGUGAGAAGGUGACAACAGUUGGUGCGAUUAUUCGCAAAUGGAAGAAACACAAAAGAACUGUCAAUCUCCCUCGGCCUGGGGCUCCAUGCAAGAUCUCACCUCGUGGAGUUGCAAUGAUCAUGAGAACGGUGAGGAAUCAGCCCAGAACUACAUGGGAGGCUCUUGUCAAUGAUCUCAAGGCAGCUGGGACCAUAGUUUAAUUUUUUUUAACAGUGAGAAACAGAAUAACAACAACAAAAUCCAGAAAAACGCAUGUCAAAAAUGUUAUAAAUUGAUUUGCAUUUUAAUGAGGGAAAUAAGUAUUUGACCCCUCUGCAAAAACAUGACAUAGUACUUGGUGGCAAAACCCUUGUUGGCAAUCACAGAGGUCAGACGUUUCUUGUAGUUGGCCACCAGGUUUGCACACAUCUCAGGAGGGAUUUUGUCCCACUCCUCUUUGCAGAUCUUCUCCAAGUCAUUAAGGUUUCGAGGCUGACGUUUGGCAACUCGAACCUUCAGCUCCCUCCACAGAUUUUCUAUGGGAUUAAGGUCUGGAGACUGGCUAGGCCACUCCAGGACCCUAAUGUGCUUCUUCUUGAGCCACUCCUUUGUUGCCUUGGCCGUGUGUUUUGGGUCAUUGUCAUGCUGGAAUACCCAUCCGCGACCCAUUUUCAAUGCCCUGGCUGAGGGAAGGAGGUUCUCACCCAAGAUUUGACGGUACAUGGCCCUGUCCAUCGUCCCUUUGGUGCGGUGAAGUUGUCCUGUCCCCUUAGCAGAAAAACACCCCCAAAGUAUAAUGUUUCCACCUCCAUGUUUGGACGGUGGGGAUGGUGUUGGGGUCAUAGGCAGCAUUCCUCCUCCUCCAAACACGGCGAGUUGAGUUGAUGCCAAAGAGCUCGAUUUCGGUCUCAUCUUACCACAACACUUUCACCCAGUUCUCCUCUGAAUCAUUCAGAUGUUCGUUGGCAAACUUCAGACGGGCAUGUAUAUGUGCUUUCUUGAGCAGGGGGACCUUGCAGGCGCUGCAGGAUUUCAGUCCUUCACGGCGUAGUGUGUUACCAAUUGUAUUCUAGGUGACUAUGGUCCCAGCUGCCUUGAGAUCAUUGACAAGAUCCUCCCGUGUAGUUCUGGGCUGAUUCCUCACCGUUCUCAUGAUCAUUGCAACUCCACGAGGUGAGAUCUUGCAUGGAGCCCCAGGCCGAGGGAGAUUGACAGUUCUUUUGUGUUUCUUCCAUUUGCAAAUAAUCGCACCAACUGUUGUCACCUUCUCACCAGGCUGCUUGGCGAUGGUCUUGUAGCCCAUUCCAGCCUUGUGUAGGUCUACAAUCUUGUCCCUGACAUCCUUGGAGAGCUCUUUGGUCUUGGCCAUGGUGGAGAGUUUGGAAUCUGAUUGAUUGAUUGCUUCUGUGGACAGGUGUCUUUUAUACAGGUAACAAACUGAGAUUAGGAGCACUCCCUUUAAGAGUGUGCUCCUAAUCUCAGCUCGUUACUUGUAUAAAAGACACCUUGGAGACAAAAAUCUUUCUGAUUGAGAAGGGGUGAAAUACUUAUUUCCCUCAUUAAAAUCCAAAUCAAUUUAUAACAUUUUUGACAUGCGUUUUUCUGGAUUUUGUUGUUUUUAUUCUGUCUCUCACUGUUCAAAUAAACCUACGAUUAAAAUUAUAGACUGAUCAUUUCUUUGUCAGUGGGCAAACGUACAAAAUCAGCAGGGGAUCAAAUACUUUUUUCCCUCACUGUAGGCCUAUUGCAUGCUCAAGGGCUCUGGAUCAAUUGUAUACCUUACCACACAAAUACAGUUUAGAUCAGGGAUCAUCAAUUAGAUUCAGCCGUGGGACGAUAUAUUUUCUUGAGCAGAUGGUCAGGUGGCUGGAACAUAAUCAAAAAUCAUUUGUAGACAAAUAAUUGACCGCAAUAAGGCCAAAAAUAUAUAUUUGACUAAAACAUAAUCAUUUCAAACCUUGCUUACAUUUGUAUACUAACACAUAUACAGUAUUUCUCUAUUAUGCGUGGGAAUACUUUGGAACAGAUUUCCAAAAUUAAAAUAACUUGGAACUGAUUUCCUGGUGUUUUUACAGUCUAUUAUGUCCAACAAUUUACAAAAAUAAUGUGCAUUUAUUUUGUUUUUUUUGCUCAGAAAACUAUAUCACCCGUGGCCCAAAUUGGGGGGUUUAGAUUUCCCCAUGCUUGCAACAUUUAAAUGUUUAUUUGAUAAAGUUUGCUCCUCAGGCUCAGUCACUUUUAUUGCCUCUCCUUGGGUGCAAUCCCAAGUAUUUAACAAUGAGAUCCACUGCCUUAACCAAUGGUGUCUUCUGUGUGCGUGUGUGCCGGGCAACUAGCCUAACCAAGUAAACCUUCCAAGUUCCAACCAACCCACUAAUCGACCAACCAAAGCGUAAAGGAGCAUUGACGUAAAAAUUGGAGGCUACACUGGACCAGUAGGACUAUCCAACAAAACGGCUACUACUGUGCCUUAUCUAAUGGGCAGCUCUGAUAAUCAGCUGCUAGUGCCUGCAGACACAGAGUUCAAUUAUUUAUCUUUAGUGUAAUUUUUAACAAAGUUGUGCACAUGUGUCUAAUACCAGACCCUCUUUGAUAAGAAGAAUGCUGCCAAAAAGAGGGAGGAGGAGGCAGCGGCUGCCGCGGCGGCUGCGAACGGCAGGGGCGAUGGGGGCAAGGCGGAGGGAGGAGGUGGAGGAGCCAAGAAGAAGGGAGGAGAUAAGAUGUCAGUGGAGAGGGUGUACCAGAAGAAGACCCAGCUGGAGCACAUUCUACUGAGGCCAGACACCUACAUCGGCUCUGUGGAACCUGUCACCCAGGUGGGUUAGGUUCAUCAUGACUGUAGACGUCUAGCUUGUGUUCAGGAGGGUGCAACAGAAAACAAAAUAUUUAUUUUAUUUGUGGGUAACAUCUCCCAUUUUCACUCCUGUUUUGUGCCUACAGAAGACUCAUUUUCUACACAACAUUAGUCACAACAACAUCCAGUUCUGUAGCUAGAUCUAACCGAGAAAUCUGUUGUUGCUCUUUGUUGUUGAUGUGAAGUAUUAUGAAUGGUUGAUCAAUAAAAUAAAAUAAAUUAUCCCCUUUCAGCAAAUGUGGGUUUUCGAUGAAGAUCUUGGGAUGAAUCUCAGAGAAAUCACUUAUGUCCCUGGAUUAUACAAAAUCUUUGAUGAAAUUCUUGGUAAGUGUAUUUAUCAGGAUCUUUUAAAGCAGAACAUACACAGGUGAGAAGGUGGUCAUUAUGAACUAGCCAUAGCCCUCAGUGCAUUGUUAUUAGGCUAGAUGUUAUUACUGUGAUGGCCUCUGAUGGACAUUCCCUCAAGGUAGCCUAACGGUGAAUUAAAAAGCCGCUGGAUCGAAACCCCGAGCCGACUAGGUGAAAAAUCUGUCUGUGCCUUUGAGCAAGGCACUUAACCCUAAUUGCUCCUGUAAGUCAGUUGACCGAUCUACAUUUGACAUUUGAGUCAUUUAGCACAGUGGUUCCCAAACGGUUAUUAUUUUUUAAAAAAAUUUAAGGAACUCAGUCCGGCUUUAAGCGUACUCUUUAAAGUUGUGAUAAUAGAAUGCACAAGGUGCAAUUUCGAAAUUGGGUAGUGCAUCGUCAGUUCUUCUUGUCAUGUUAGUCAUUGCAUACCUUAGAGAGCUAUUUCUAACUUGUCAGAAACGUUUUUUUAUUUAGUUUUUUUUUAGCCCAUAGAUAUUGUUGUAUUUUUUAGUCACUCAAAUAUCACAUUGAAUACACCGCAUUUUCUUUGCACCCCAUGACAAAAUGUGUAGAAUUGCAGGAAAUAAGCUUUAAACCUGCAAAAUUCUCUCCACUGACAAGAGGGGUGUGAACAGUUUGUGUCAUGAACAGUGCUUGUGCCCAUAGAAAUAGAUGUGGCACAGGAUGUUCCCCAAUGCUGGAAGGGGGGCCCCAAGGGAAAAAGUUUGGAAACCCCUGAUUUAGCAGACACUCCAGACAGACAGACUUGCAGUACAUUCAGUAAUUCUAUUGUUGUAGGUAGGAUGAUAUCAUUUUUGUACACCUGUCCAGUGAUUGGAGAUGAAAACACGCUUUUUAGCUAGGCCUAUUAUCUGGUCCAUCAAUACAUCUGAAACAUCUAUUAGAUGAAACCUAUUUUGUAGAGGAGCUAGCUUGUCCUUGUGUGUUCUGUGGACUGCCUGUCCCCCCUCCUCCUUGCUCCUACUCCUCAUGUAGCCAUUUGUCUGGAAUGAAGAGCCGUCUGAGGAAAUAUUUUAUUGGUUGUCAGUCACACAGAUUAAGGCAAGCGGCAGCAGCAUCCAUUGUUGGUCUAUGUUAUGUGUUUGGCUGACUGGAACAUUAAUAUGGGGUACAACCAAUUAUUGUACCACAAAAUGUUAGGCUUCUGCAUUGAUGAAAAAAUGAAAAAGAUGAAUACCCUUUCCUGUAAGAGUAUGUUUAUACCAGGCACUACCUUGAGCGAUCAAACUGCUGGAAGUCAGUCGUAUGCAAUGGAAGGAGACAUUUUACAUUUUAGUCAUUUAACAGACACUCUUAUCCAGAGCGACUUACAGUUAGUGAGUGCAUAAAUGUUUCAUACUGGCCCCCCGUGGGAAACGAACCCACAACCCUGGCGUUGCAAGCGCCAUGCUCUACCAACUGAGCUACACGGGAGACAUGAGAAGACAUUUGAGUUCUUUGCUCCACACAGUGUUCAUUUAGCUGUUUUAUAGUGGUGAUAAGGUAAUGAUCGCAGUCUGUCCUUGCUGCCCAAAUAUUCACUAGUUCCUACCACGUCUAUGUAAUUACUGACUAGACAUAACUCACACAGGGUCAGUCACACAUAAUGUCACAUUACAACUCAAGCAAAAGCUUGAAAUGAAACAGGCCAACCAAACUGUUUAACCGACAGUAUGUUUCCAGUAUGAGAGACUGCUGUGUUGAAGGGAUGUGGUUCUCAAGUGUGUCUAAAGCUCUUGAUGUGUUCUCCCGAGUGGCGCAGUGGUCUGUGCCACUAGAGAUCCUGGUUCGAAUCCAGGCUCUGUCAUAGCCGGCCGCGACCGGGAGACCCAUGGGGCGCGCAUAAUUGGCCCUGCGUCGUCCAGGGUAGGGGAGGGAAUGGCCAGCAGGGAUGUAGCUCAGUUGGUAGAGCAUGGCGUUUGCAACGCCAGGGUUGUGGGUUCAAUUCUCACGGGGGGCCAGUAUGAAACAUUUAUGCACUCACUAACUGUAAGUCGCUCUGGAUAAGAGCGUCUGCUAAAUGACUAAAAUGAAAAUGUAAUGAAAAUGCAAGUACCAAGUACAGUAUCUUCUCAAUAGUCUAACAUAAUUAAAUCCCUGCAGUCUACUACUUCUCAUUUCAACUUGUUUUUCUCUACUCCACAGUCAACGCAGCCGACAACAAACAGCGGGAUAAGAGCAUGUCGACCAUAAAGAUCUCCAUUGAUCCGUAAGUACACAGUAAGCAGUUAUCAAUCCUUAGUCCAGUUUGAGCCCCAAAACUCUACUGUGCACUCUGCAUAGGUAGGCACAGCAGCUUCCCUCUGUUGCACUUAGUUGUCAUGCAUCCGUCAUUUUAUAAUACAUUCUGUUUAACAGUCCUGUUUUGUGACAACAAACCCCUCUGCUCGCCCUUAGGUCAUGCGUAGGAGUGUUAGAAAAGUCAAAUCAUUUGAGCCUAGCAGCGCCACCCCCCAAAAAUUGUGCAGUGCAUGCUGCCAAGGUAGGAGCAGCGGCUUGCCUUCAUUGGAAAACAAUUGCUCGCCCAGCCAAAUGCCAUUUUUGCUGUUAGAAUGUGAAAGCCCUUUAAUAAAAUAAUUAGUCAGGGUUUUUCAAGCAUCACUUUAGGAGGUAGUUUAGUGUAUAUGAGUGGCUGUUUUAAUAUAUACAGUUGAAGUCGGAUGUUUACAUACACUUAGGUUGGAGUCAUUAAAACUCGUUUUUUCAACCACUCCACAAAUGUCUUGUUAACAAACUAUAGUUUUGGCAAGUCGGUUAGGACAUCUACUUUGUGCAUGACACAAGUAAUUUUUCCAACAAUUGUUUACAGACCGAUUAUUUCACUUAUAAUUCACUGUAUCACAAUUCCAGUGGGUCAGAAGUUUACAUACACUAAGUUGACUGUGCCUUUAAACAGCUUGGAAAAUUCCAGAAAAUGAUGUCAUGGCUUUAGAAGCUUCUGAUAGGCUAAUUUACAUCAUUUGAGUCAAUUGGAGGUGUACCUGUGGAUGUAUUUCAAGGCCAACCUUCAAACUCAGUGCCUCUGAUUGACAUAAUGGGAAAAUCAAAAGAAAUCAGCCAAGACCUCAGAAAAAAAAUUGUAGAGCUCCACAAGUCUGGUUCAUCCUUGGGAGCAAUUUCCAAAUGCCUGAAGGUACCACAUUCAUCUGUACAAACAAUAGUGCGCAAGUAUAAACACCAUGGGACCACGCAGCCAUCAUACCGCUCAGGAAGGAGACGCGUUCUGUCUCCUAGAGAUGAACGUACUUUGAUGCGAAAAGUGCAAAUCAAUCCCAGAACAACAGAAAAAGGACCUUGUGAAGACGCUGGAGGAAACAGGUACAAAAGUAUCUAUAUCCACAAUAAAAUAAAACGACAUAACCUGAAAGGCCGCUCAGCAAGGAAGAAGCCACUGCUCCAAAACCGCCAUAAAAAAGCCAGACUACGGUUUGCAACUGCACUUGGGGACAAAGAUUGUACUUUUUGGAGAAAUGUCCUCUGGUCUGAUGAAAUAAAAUGUUUGGCCAUAAUGACCAUCAUUAUGUUUGGAGGAAAAAGGGGGGGCUUGCAAGCCGAAGAACACCAUCCCAACGUGAAGCACGGGGGUGGCAGCAUCAUACUGUGGGGGUGCUUUGCUGCAGGAGGGACUGGUGCACUUCAUAAAAUAGAUGGCAUCAUGAGGAAGGAAAAUUAUGUGGAUAUAUUCAAGCAACAUCUCAAGACAUCAGUCAGGAAGUUAUAGCUUGGUCGCAAAUGGGUCUUCCAAAUGGACAAUGAACCCAAGCAUACGUCCACAGUUGUGGCAAAAUGGCUUAAGGACAACAAAGUCAAGGUAUUGGAGUGGCCAUCACAAAGCCCUGACCUCAAUCCUAUAGAACAUUUGUGGGUAGAACUGAAAAGGCGUGUGCGAGCAAGGAGGCCUACAUACCUGACUCAGUUACACCAGCUCUGUCAGGAGGAAUGUACCAAAAUCACUCAGUUUAUUGUGGGAAGCUUGUGGAAGGCUACCCGAAACGUUUGACCCAAGUUAAACAAUUUAAAGGCAACGCUACCAAAUACUAAUUGAGUGUAUGUAAACUUCUGACCCACUGGGAAUGUGAUGAAUGUGAUGAAAGAAAUGAAAGCUGAAAUAAGUCAUUCUCUCUACUAUUAUUCUGACAUUUCACAUUCUUAAAAUAAAGUGGUGAUCCUAACUGACCUAAGACAGGGAAUUUUUACUAGGAUUAAAUGUCAGGAAUUGUGAAAAACUGAGUUUAAAUGUAUGACUUCAACUGUAAAUGUAAUAUAGUGCUUUCGCACUUUAAUGCAGUCAGAUUGUCACACCCCCUGUGUCUCUCUAGACUUGCAAUUCAGUGAUUGCUAAAAAAAAAUAUGCGGAGUUAGUUACCAUGGAAAUGGUUCUGGUUGACCAAUAAAAUAAGCCUGCAACCCAAUAGUUCAUUCAGCUCACUAAGUAGCCUUAUAAAUAUACAGUGCCUUCAGAAAGCAUUCAUACCCCUUAACUUAUUCAACAUUUUGUUGUGUUAUAGCCUGAAUUCAAAAUUGAUUAAAAAAUAAUAAUAAUUCACCCAUCUACGCACAAUACCCCAUAAUGACAAAGUGAAAACAUGUUUAUACUUUUUAUUCUCGCAAAUGUAUUGAAAAUGGAAUACAGAAAUAUCUCAUUUACAUAAGUAUACACAUCACACCCCUGAGUAAAUACAUGUUAGAAUCACAUUUUGGCAGCAAUUACAGCUGUGAGUCUUUCUGGGUAAGUCUAUAAGAGCUUUCCACACCUGGAUUGUACAAUAUUUGAGUAUAAAAAUAAAUAAAUACAGUGGGGGAAAAAAGUUUGGAGUUUGGACAGAACACCACAUACAGUGUGGGAAAAAAGUAUUUAGUCAGCCACCAAUUGUGCAAGUUCUCCCACUUAAAAAGAUGUGAGAGGCCUGUAAUUUUCAUCAUAGGUACACGUCAACUAUGACAGACAAAAUGAGAUUUUUUUCUCCAUAAAAUCACAUUGUAGGAUUUUUAAUGAAUUUAUUUGCAAAUUAUGGUGGAAAAUAAGUAUUUGGUCAAUAACAAAAGUUUCUCAAUACUUUGUUAUAUACCCUUUGUUGGCAAUGACACAGGUCAAACGUUUUCUGUAAGUCUUCACAAGGUUUUCACACACUGUUGCUGGUAUUUUGGCCCAUUCCUCCAUGCAGAUCUCCUCUAGAGCAGUGAUGUUUUGGGGCUGUCGCUGAGCAACACAGACUUUCAACUCCCUCCAAAGAUUUUCUAUGGGGUUGAGAUCUGGAGACUGGCUAGGCCACUCCAGGACCUUGAAAUGCUUCUUACGAAGGCACUCCUUCGUUGCCCGGGCGGUGUGUUUGGGAUCAUUGUCAUGCUGAAAGACCCAGCCACGUUUCAUCUUCAAUGCCCUUGCUGAUGGAAGGAGGUUUUCACUCAAAAUCUCACGAUACAUGGCCCCAUUCAUUCUUUCCUUUACACGGAUCAGUCGUCCUGGUCCCUUUGCAGAAAACAGCCCCAAAGCAUGAUGUUUCCACCCCCAUGCUUCACAGUAGGUAUGGUGUUCUUUGGAUGCAACUCAGCAUUCUUUGUCCUCCAAACACGACGAGUUGAGUUUUUACCAAAAAGUUCUAUUUUGGUUUCAUCUGACCAUAUGACAUUCUCCCAAUCCUCUUCUGGAUCAUCCAAAUGCACUCUAGCAAACUUCAGACGGGCCUGGACAUGUACUGGCUUAAGCAGGGGGACACGUCUGGCACUGCAGGAUUUGAGUCCCUGGCGGCGUAGUGUGUUACUGAUGGUAGGCUUUAUUGCUUUGGUCCCAGCUCUCUGCAGGUCAUUCACUAGGUCCCCCCGUGUGGUUCUGGGAUUUUUGCUCACCGUUCUUGUGAUCAUUUUGACCCCACGGGAUGAGAUCUUGCGUGGAGCCCCAGAUCGAGGGAGAUUAUCAGUGGUCUUGUAUGUCUUCCAUUUCCUAAUAAUUGCUCCCACAGUUGAUUUCUUCAAACCAAGCUGCUUACCUAUUGCAGAUUCAGUCUUCCCAGCCUGGUGCAGGUCUACAAUUUUGUUUCUGGUGUCCUUUGACAGCUCUUUGGUAUUGGCCAUAGUGGAGUUUGGAGUGUGACUGUUUGAGGUUGUGGACAGGUGUCUUUUAUACUGAUAACAAGUUCAAACAGGUGCCAUUCAUACAGGUAACGAGUGGAGGACAGAGGAGCCUCUUAAAGAAGAAGUUACAGGUCUGUGAGAGCCAGAAAUCCUGCUUGUUUGUAGGUGACCAAAUACUUAUUUUCCACCAUAAUUUGCAAAUAAAUUCAUUAAAAAUCCUACAAUGUGAUUUUCUGUCUCUUCUUUUCUCAAUUUGUCUGUCAUAGUUGACGUGUACCUAUGAUGAAAAUUACAGGCCUCUCUCAUCUUUUUAAGUGGGAGAACUUGCACAUUUGGUGGCUGACUAAAUACUUUUUUUCCCCACUGUAUGUAUGCACUCACUAAAACUGUAAGUCGCUCUGGAUAAGAGCGUCUGCUAAAUGACUAAAAUGUAUUAUUCUUUUCAAAAUUCUUCAAGCUCUGUCAAAUUGGUUGUUGAUCAUCUAGACAACCAUUUUCAAGUCUUACCAUAGAUUUAAGUCAAAACUGUAACUCUGCCACUCAGGAACAUUCGUUGUCUUCUUGGUAAGCAACUCCAGUGUUUUAGGUUAUUGUCCUGCUGAAAGGUGAAUUCAUCUCCCAGUGUCUGGGGGAAAGCCACCACUAUGCUUGUGUUGUAUUGGAUUUUCUCCAAACUGAACACUUUGUAUUCAGGACAAAAAGUGAAUUGCUUUGCCUCAUUUUUUGCAGUAUUACUUUAGUGCUGUGUUGCAAAAUGGAUGCAUGUUAUAGAAUAUUUUUAUUCUGUACACUCUGUCAAUUAGGAGGUUAGUAUUGUGAAGUAACUACAAUGUGGUUGAUCCAUCCUCAGUUUUCUCCUGUCACAGCCAUUAAACUCUGUUUUAAAGUCACCAUUAGCCUAAUAGUGAAAUCCACUCUGGCAACUAAGUUAGGAAGGACAGCAGUAUCUUUGUACUGACUGGGUGUAUUGAUAAACCAUCCACAGUGUAAUUAAUAACUUCACGAUGUUCAAAGGGAUAUUCAAUGUCUGCUUUUUUUUCUACCAAUAGGUGCCCUUCUUUGCGAGGCAUUGGAAAACCUCCCUGAUGUUUGUGGUUGAAUCUGUGUUUGAAAUUCACUGCUUGACUGAGGGACCUUACAGAUAAUUGUAUGUGUGGGGUACAGAGAUGAGGUAGUCAUUCGAAAAUCAUGUUAAACACUAUUAUUGCAAACAGAGUCCUUGCAACUUAUUAUGUGAUUUGUUAAGCACAUUUUUACUCCGGAACUUAUUUAGGCUUGCCAAAACAAAGGGGUUGAAUACUUGAAGACAUUUCAGCUUUUCAUAAAUAAAAACAUAUCACUUUGACAUUAUGGGCUAUUGUGUGUAGGCCAGUGACUAAAAUCUCAAUUUAAUCCAUUUUAAAUUCAGGCUGUAACACAACAAAAUGUGGGAAAAGUGAACGGGUGUGAAUACUUUCUGAAGGCACUGUAUCAAGGCAUGCAGAUACUUCUGUGGGUAUUCGAAAAAUGCGGAGCAUGUCUGCCCACUGUGAUGUGUGUGUGUGUGUGUGUGUGUGUGUGUGUGUGUGUGUGUGCGUGCGAGCGAGACUUCCUAACCUCCUGCCAAAUGUAUGACCAUAUUAGAGACAUGCUCUAAUAUGAGAGAAUUCCAAAACAAACCCAAUUUUCAUAAACUCCCAUAUCUACUGUGUGAAAUAUCACAGCAGCAACAUUUGUGACCUGUUGCCACAAGAAAAGGGCAACCAGUGAAGAACAAACACCAUUGUAAAUACAACCCAUAUUUAUGUUUAUUUAUUUUCCCAUUUGUACUUUAACUCUUUGCACAUUUUUACAACACUGUAUAUAUACAUAAUAACAUUUGAAAUGUAUUUAUUCUUUUGGAACUUCUGAGUGUAAUGUUUACUGUUAAUUUGUAUUGUUUAUUUCACUUUUGUUUACUAUCUACUUCACUUGCUUUGGCAAUGUUAACAUACGUUUCCCAUGCCAAUAUGCCAUUGAAUUGAAUUGAGAGAGUGAGUGUAAGUAAGUAUUCGGAAAGUAUUCACACCCCUUGACUUUUUCAACAUUUUGUUACAUUACAGCCUUAUUCUAAAAUGGAUUAAAUUAUUUUUAUCCUCAUCAAUCUACACAUAAUACCCCAUAACUAUUCAGACCCUUUGCUAUGAGACUCGAAAUUGAGCUCCGGUGCAUCCUGUUUCCAUUGAUCAUCCUUGAGAUGUUUCUACAACUUGAUUGGGGUCCACCUGUGGUAAAUUGAAUUGAUUGGACAUGAUUUGGACAGGCACACACCUGUCAAUACAAGGUCCCACAGUUGACAGUGCAUUUCAGAGCAAAAACCAAACCAGGUCGAAGGAAUUGUCCGUAGAGCACCGAGACAGGAUUGUGUCGAGACACAGAUCUGGGGGAGGGUACCAACAAAUUUUGCAGCAUUGAAGGUCCCCAAGAACACAGUGGCCUCCAUCAUUCCUAAAUGGAAGAAGUUUGGAACCACCAAGACUCUUCCUAGAGCUGGCUGCCCGGCCAAAGAAUCGGGGGAGAAGGCCUUGGCCAGGGAGGUGACCAAGAACCUGAUGGUCACUCUGACAGAGCUCCAGAGUUCAUCUGUGGAGAUGGGAGAACCUUCCAGAAGGACAACCAUCUCUGCAGCACACCACCAAUCAGGCCUUUAUGGUAGAGUGGCCAGACGGAAUCCACUCCUCAGUAAAAGGCACAUGACAGCCCGCUUGGAGUUUGCCAAUAGGUAUCUAAAGACUCUCAGACCAUGAGAAACAAGAUUAUCUGGUCUGAUGAAACCAAGAUUGAACUCUUUGGCCUGAAUGCCAAGCGUCACGUCUGGAGGAAACCUGGCACCAUCCCUACGGUGAAGCAUGGUGGUGGCAGCAUGUGGGGAUGUUUUUCAGCGGCAGGGACAGGGAGACCAGUCAGGAUCGAGGCAAAGAUGAACGGAGCGUACAGAGAGAUCCUUGAUGAAAACCUGCUCCAGAGCGUUCAGGACCUUGCAACAGGACAACAACCCUACAACCCUAAGCACACAGCCAAGACAACGCAGGAGUGGCUUCGGGACAAGUCUCUGAAUGUCCUUGAGUGGCCCAGCUGUAGCCCAUAGACCUGAAAAUAGCUGUGCAGUGACACUCUCCAUCGAACCUGACAGAGCUUGAGAAGAUCUGCAGAGAAGAAUGGGGGAAACUCCCCAAAUACAGGUGUGCCAAGCUUGUAGUAUUAUACCCAAGAAGACUUGAGGCUGUAAUCGCUGCCAAAGGUGCUUCAACAAAGUACUGAGUAAAGGGUCUGAAUACUUAUGUAAAUGUGAUAUUUUCGGGUAUUUUGUUAUUUGCUAACAUUUCUAAAAACCUGUUAUGGCUUUGUCAAUAUGGAGUAUUGUGUGUAGAUUGAUGAAGGGAUUUUUUUUUUUUAAAUCCAUUUUAGAAUAAGGCUGUAACGUAACAAAAUGUGGAAAAAGUCAAGAUGUCUGAAUACUUUCCGAAUGCACUGUAUCUCUGGGUGGAGAGAGGGAGGUACUGUAGAGGCUGAUAGAUCUCUGGGUAGGUCUUAAUGAACAGUCGGCUCUGGAAUUCAGGGAGCUCAUUUAACAUGCUGUUCACCUACGGCACGACAUCCACAGCAAUCUACACACACACACACACACACACACACACAGCAGACUGCUUAAUGUCAGAGUGUCCUUCAGAGGGGCUCCCUGUCUCCUCCCUGUGAGGCCUGUCUGUAUGUCUCUCUCUCUACCACCCUGUCCUGUCAUCUCUCUCCUCUCUUAUGUAUCUCUCUUUCUCCUUCUCUUUCCCCCGCUCUCUUUCUCCUUUCUUCUCCUCUGUUGCUCUCAAGGGCUGGAAUUUAUAAUGGUGUUUUAUGAAUGUUCGAGCCCCUUUCCAGAGCUUAAAUCGUCACACGUUGGGCUUAUUUCGUUUGGCUGUGUUGCUCCACAGUUUCAAAUCACAGCCCUAAAUCCACUGGGGAGAAGAGUCCUCUGGCAAAUGGGGAUUGGUUGCAGUAUUGUAAAAUGUUGAGAUGUUUACUUGUCAGAAAGGUCUGGCUAGAUUUAUGAACUAAAUAGGAAUAUUACGUCUUAAAAUAUUUUAUUCAUGAUCUUAAUCUAAAGGUUAGUACAUCUAAAUGGAAAUACAUAAUGGUUAUUGAAGUUGGGUCAUGAUGAUUAUGUCAGUCCUGUGAAGUUCUUCCACCUCCAUUGUUUAUCCCUCCUUGUUUGUUUCUUCGUUCAUCAUCCCCCUCUCCUCUCUUCCCUCAGUGAGUCCAACACCAUCACCAUCUGGAACAAUGGUAAAGGCAUCCCUGUGGUGGAACACAAAGAUGAGAAGAUGUACGUUCCCGCUCUCAUCUUCGGACACCUCCUCACCUCCAGUAACUACGACGACGAGCAGAAGAAAGUCACAGGUGUGAAAAAUCACUCUGAAAACGAGAAUCUAAUUAAUGUAUUAAUUAUUCUUUGUCCAUUUGUGUAAUAACAUUUCAUAUGGUUUCGAUAAAGCUUUCUACAGAACGUCUAACCUAAAAUAUUUUCAUACUAUCUGCUUUUAUGAUCUCAGCUGAAUAGUUUUGUAGUGCCCCUUGCAGUGCUUAGUAACAAUACACCGGAAUUAGUGAAUGACUAUAGGUCAAUCUCUCCACGAAUGAAAGCAUGUCUCCCUUCUGUUUUCCUCAUAGGUGGAAGGAACGGGUACGGUGCUAAACUCUGCAACAUCUUCAGCACAAAGUUCACAGUGGAAACCGCCUGCAAGGAGUACAAACACAGCUUCAAACAGGUACAGACAAUGAGAAAGCACAGUGUGAUUGAGGUCUGUUGUUUAGUCAACCUUGAAAAUAACAUUAAUCAAACAGCUGAACACCAGUUGAUGUUUUGUAGGGGUACAGUAUGUGACAUAUAAGGGGGUGAGUAUGAGUUGAUUCUCACUGUCGGGUGUGGUCUCACAGGAUUCUUCGUUGAUAUUGUAGGAUUCUACAUAGUUUUGGGGGAUUUCGGUAAUUUCUCAUAAACCAGAUGGUUGUCUUUGUUUGUGUGGUUUGUCCUACAAUUGUCACUUUCAGUGAAAUGACUCACCUAAAUAGUGAUAGUUUGUUCAAUCAGUUUCAUAAGGCUUUUUAUUAACUCGUAUCUCUUUGAUGGAAUUUCACAAUACAACCUCAUGAUUCACUCUAGUUUCCUUAACAUGUGAAGAAUGUAGUACAUUUCAUGACAGUCUCUCCCCCUUUUUUCUUUCUCUCUCCCUCCCUCUCCCCAGACUUGGCAGAACAACAUGGGGAAGACGAGCGACCCCAAGAUCAAGUUCUUUGACGGGGACGACUUCACGUGCGUGACCUUCCAGCCGGACCUGUCCAAGUUCAAGAUGGAGAAGCUGGACAAGGACAUCGUGGCUUUGCUCACCAAGAGGGCCUACGACAUCGCUGGCUCUUGCAAGGGCGUCAAAGUCAUGCUCAACGGGAAGAAACUCCCUGUAAGUCCCCCCCCCCCCCCAUUUAUCCGCACAUAGUAGGAUGGGCUGUCCCAUAUACACAGACUACGUGCUUGGAAGACCCUGGGCAAAACAUUUUGACUUGAAAUAAAACGGCUCAUUUCAUUACACCUGUUUCAAUACAAUGUCAUUUGCUAAUAACCUUUCCAGAACCGGAGGCACUAUCUAAACCCGGUUUAGGCUCUUCUCACCUGUCCUUUCCCUCUCCUCCCAGGUGACAGGGUUCCGCAGCUAUGUGGACCUGUACGUGAAGGACAAGCUGGACGAGGUGGGCGUGGCCCUGAAGGUGGUCAACGAGUCGGUCAACGAGCGCUGGGAGGUGUGUCUCACCAUGAGUGAGAAGGGAUUCCAACAGAUCAGCUUCGUCAACAGUAUCGCCACCACCAAGGUAACAUCCCCCCAGGGAAUGUUCUAUUACCAGAACUAUACCCUUCCAUUUGGAAAACUGUGACUUGACCAAUCUAGGAAUAAUGGACAGAAAUGAAGUGUGAUUUGCAUGUGGAAAUAUACUGGGAUGCGUGUGCAUUUUGAUGGUAUUCACAUUUUGGAGUAUGACUUGAAUCCCUUUCAACCACAUCAGACAUGUUUUAUGUACUACACUGCUUGUUUUGUGCCAUUCAGGGUGGCAGACACAUUGAUUACGUGGUGGACCAGAUCGUAGCCAAGCUGAUAGAAGUGGUGAAGAAGAAGAACAAAGCUGGUGUCUCAGUCAAACCCUUCCAGGUUAGUUAUUACUAUCGUAUUACUGUGUUAUUACUAUGUUACUACAAUAGUGUUACUAGUAAUUACAUUGUUACUGGUAUAAGAGCAACAUAGUGUAACGUUCGGCUACAAUCUUAAUGCUUUACUUUUGUCUGACUCAGGUGAAGAACCACAUCUGGGUGUUUGUGAAUGCGUUGAUCGAGAACCCGACCUUUGACUCCCAGACCAAGGAGAACAUGACCCUCCAGACCAAGAGCUUUGGUUCUAAGUGCCCUCUGUCUGAGAAGUUCAUCAGAGCGGUAAGGAGAUUCUUCUUCAUAAAUUACUUUUCUUUAACACAAUGAAAUAUCACUACCUCCUACAUGUAUACAUCCUAUGUUGGGCAUUUACUCUCCACAUACACUGUUUCCUCACAGAGAAAGUCAAGUUAUUUAGAUUGAAUUGAUAUCAUAUGAUCUCUAAAAUCAGUUCCAGGUCCUUUCUUGUGUUUUCGGUUCACCUGGAAUAUUAAACAAUGAUCUAUCAUUCAAUUCUUUAUUUUGUCUGCAGGCGACCAACUGUGGCAUCGUGGAGAGUAUCCUGAACUGGGUGAAGUUCAAGGCCCAGACACAACUCAACAAGAAGUGUUCUUCAGUGAAGCACAGCAAGAUUAAAGGCAUCCCCAAGCUGGACGACGCCAACGAUGCCGGUAAGACAACCACAACUACUCUGCUCUGUGUGCAUAAGCCCUACGACGUUCCUAAUCUACUUAUCCACCAAGAGGGCCUCUUUUACCAAAUGUUUAUAUUGAAACUAGUUGAAGACUUUAAAGUAGGAUGGGCGAACAGAGCUAGGCGGUUGGGCCCCACCCCAUUUUAUAAAAGGGGAAACACUAGGUUGUUUAAACACACACUGAACUGCACGUCUUUCUUCCGUCUUCACCCCCAGGUGGUAAACACUCGUCAGAAUGCACUCUGAUCCUGACUGAGGGUGACUCGGCCAAGUCCCUGGCCGUCUCCGGCCUUGGCGUCAUUGGGCGAGAUCGCUAUGGUGUCUUCCCAUUACGAGGAAAGAUCCUGAACGUACGAGAGGCCACACACAAACAGGUUAGUGUCUAGAGAGUGGUUAGAUAGGGCUGGGAGAGUGUAUGAGUGAUUACAAUCUAAAUUAUGAAUGUAUCGAGCAUACACCACAAUGAUAAAUAAUCUUGUAAACACAUAAAUACUCAAGGGAUUUACAUAGAUCGUUUCCCAAACGUGGCACAAGGACCAUUCUGAUCAACAUAAUUUAAAAGUGAAUCCAAACUCUUUUAGGUGGAGUCCACUGAGCCAGGGUGGCCCAUCCUGCCUAUGUCAGGUAGGGAAACACUGACACAUCCAUUUUUCUCUUUCCCACCAGAUCAUGGAGAACGCAGAGAUCAACAACAUCAUCAAGAUCGUGGGUCUGCAGUACAAGAAGAGCUACGAGGACCCAGAGUCUCUGAGAUCCCUACGCUACGGCAAGAUCAUGAUCAUGACCGAUCAGGUUCUAACACUUAAUCAAUCCCACCAACGCCUGACGUCUACAAUUGACCGAUGUCUUGCAAUUUUCAUCAUAAUCAAUAAUUGUAAUAACUAUGAGCAUAAAGCAUCUUUCAUACAUUAUCCAUGCUCAAAGCCUUGUUUUGUGGAAGUUAAACUCUCUUAAGGUUCAUCUGAAAUGGCGCUAUUCCCUAUGUAGUAUGGUGUAGUGCACCAAAUGUAGUGCACUACAUAUGGAAUAGGGUACCAUUUUGGACGUACCCUUGGGUCAUAACAAUCCAUACUAAUAGUGUGUGUCUUUGUGUUGAUUAUCUGCUGACAGGAUCAAGAUGGCUCCCAUAUCAAGGGUUUGCUCAUCAACUUCUUCCAUCACAACUGGCCAUCCCUGCUCAAACACACCUUCCUGGAGGAGUUCAUCACGCCUAUCGUCAAAGUAAGACUCACACAGAUAAUGUCAGCUUAUGGCAACUGACUUUAAACUGUUAUAACACAAACAAUGUUUAGAUUGGCAUGGCUUAAAGCUAGCAAACAUGGUUCUAAUGCUGCUUUUAACUCUUUCCUGCAGGUGAACAAGAAUAAACAGGAGCAUGCUUUCUACAGCAUUCCAGAGUUUGACGAAUGGAAGAAACAGACAGUCAACUUUAAAACCUGGCAUAUAAAGUACUACAAAGGUUUGUUCAUCACAUGUGGAUAAUCCUCCAAACUAACCAUUAUUGUUAGAAGCUAUUCUGUUUCACACUACCGAGGCAAUUCGAGCCAAACUGUUCUGUGCUGGCCUGAAUAUACGCCACCAUAGUUGCUGGACCAUGCUGAAAAUAUCUGAGCCAGCUCAGUACAGUUUGGGUUGGCACGAUAGUGUGAAAAAGGUUGGAGUGUUUGUUUGUGUUCCAGGUUUGGGUACCAGUACAAGCAAGGAGGCCAAGGAGUACUUUGCAGACAUGGAGAAACACCGGAUCAUGUUCAGAUACGCCGGGACAGAGGACGAUGCUGCCAUCACACUGGUGGGUUUUCCAUGGACACCACUCUCUCCUUUUUUCCUGUCAUGGUCUUUGAAUACUUUCUCAUUAAAUGGACAGAAAAUAGCUAGAAAAGGUAGAAAAUCAAUUCUAAAAUGGCUAUACAAAUGUAUUAAUCAAGCUAGUUUUGCUGUCGCACAAAAUGUAUUACUGCUUUCUUCCGACCUAUCAACUCACACAAGAUGGUUUUUGACUUUAUUUGUCUGUGCUCUGCUUGAGAAAUCUUUGCCAAAUGGAGAGGGGACUGACAGUGAUGUCAUUUGACUGACAGUGAUCUAUCCAUUGCUGUCUGUCUCUAGGCAUUCAGUAAGAAGAAGACUGACGACAGGAAGGAGUGGCUCACCAACUUCAUGGAGGACAGGAGACAGAGGAGGAUGCACGGCCUGCCAGAGGUGGGUGGGACUGACUGUGUGACCGACUGGGUUCAAACCCGGAUCUCCUGCAUGCCAGAAGACUGUUAGCCCGCCUAGCUUAAAGGAAAGAUUUACCAAUUUGUUUAUGUUUUAUCGUAUUUGUGCAUCUCUGAGCGAUGUUCUAUCGAUUCCUGGGGUCAUUUCAUGUUUUCAUGUGUAUCUGAGCUAUUCACCGUUCAAGCAGGCUGAAAUACAGCCAGUAUAACAAGUUUUGCAUACCUCCUAUAGUGUAAAUCUUCAGGUCUCUACAAUGGUUACUCAGCACACAAGUGUGCUUCACUGAAACACCUAGCUUCCAUCUGCACUGUGAGAGACGGUCCAGAUCAUUCACAUCAGUGCAGAGGAAGGAAAGGAGAGUAGGGGAAGCAACAAACUAUUGAGAUGCGCCCUGUGAGAGACUGUUGGAUGUUGGAGUUUGAUUAAAGGAAGAGGAUGUAGACUGUUUAGAUCUUUCUGUUUUCAUAGUCAUCUCUCCACCAUGGGAGUUACUUUAUCACCGCUUGUUUAGAGUCUUCUAGCUGGCUCCUUUGAUUCACAAGAAUCUGAUGAUUUCAGUGUUCCUCAGAUAUCCCCAAAAACGGCCUGGUUAUGUUGUUGACGUUUAGUAAAUUACUCUCUUUACUGUUAUCACUGAUUUAAAGUAGCGGCUGCUUUCUCCAUGUGAAUCCCAUCAGAGCCAGGUCUAAAACUGAUAACAUCAGAGCACUGCUUCAGGUCUGUUUAUUUCUGUCUCAUCCUACAGCAAUACCUGUAUGGAACACAGUUUUGUAAUUGACUCUGUUGCUGUCGGUGGCUGAUGCAAAGUAGACACCGCUCUCCUAUGUGGUACUGAAAAGACCAUAACAACAUCAUAGCCCUGAUUCAAGUCACUUUACGUUUCAUCCUCCAUCUCUUUUAUCAUCCCCACUCAGCAAUACCUGUACGGCACGCAGGCGAAACACCUCUCCUACAACGACUUCAUCAACAAAGAACUCAUCCUCUUCUCCAACUCUGACAACGAGAGAUCCAUCCCAUCCUUAGUCGACGGUACGUAUGCAGCGAUGCACUAGACUAGCUAUCUCCCUGAACAUUCUCUGUCUUUCUAGCUUUUGUUGUUGUGUUUGUUGUCAAAUGGCUUUUGAAGUUUAAGGGAAAUGAAAAGCCUGGAAACUUGUCGUUAAACUGUCCUCUGGAUGUACUGUUUGUGUGGUCCCCUUUUGAUGAUGGCGUGUAUAAUGAUUUGUUUAAUUCAAUCCCCAUUAGCUGUUUUGUUGCAACACCUAAUCCUCCUGCGGUCCACUUGUGAUCCCCUUUUGAAGAUGUGUGUGUGUGUGUGUGUGGUGUGGUCCCCUUUUGAUGAUGUCAUGUGUGUCUAUGUGUGCAGGUCUGAAGCCAGGUCAGAGGAAGGUACUGUUCACCUGUAUGAAGAGGAAUGAUAAGCGGGAGGUGAAGGUGGCUCAGCUGGCUGGUUCAGUAGCAGAGAUGUCUGCCUACCAUCACGGAGAGGUGCUACACUCUUACAGAACUCAAGAAAAUAUACUCACAGAGCUAUAUGAAAUAUACUUACAGAACUCAAGAAAAUAUACUUACAGAGCUAUAUAAAAAUAUACUUACAGAACUAUAGAAAAUAUACUCACAGAGCUAUAUAAAAAUAUACUUACAGAACUCAAGAAAAUAUACUCACAGAGCUAUAUGAAAUAUACUUACAGAACUCAAGAAAAUAUACUUACAGAGCUAUAUAAAAAUAUACUUACAGAACUAUAGAAAAUAUACUCACAGAGCUAUAUAAAAAUAUACUUACAGAACUCAAGAAAAUAUACUCACAGAGCUAUAUAAAAAUAUACUUACAGAGCUAUAGAAAAUAUACUUACAGAGCUAUAUGAAAUAUACUUACAGAACUCAAGAAAAUAUACUCACAGAGCUAUAUGAAUAUACUUACAGAACUAUAGAAAAUAUACUCACAGAGCUAUAUGAAAUAUGCUUACAGAGCUAUAUGAAAUAUACUUACAGAACUAUAGAAAAUAUACUCACAGAGCUAUAUGAAAUAUACUUACAGAACUAUAGAAAAUAUACUCACAGAGCUAUAUGAAAUAUACUUACAGAACUCAAGAAAAUAUACUCACAGAGCUAUAUGAAAUAUACUUACAGAACUCAAGAAAAUAUACUCACAGAGCUAUAUGAAAUAUACUUACAGAACUAUAGAAAAUAUACUCACAGAGCUAUAUGAAAUAUACUUACAGAACUAUAGAAAUAUACUCACAGAGCUAUAUGAAAUAUACUUACAGAACUAUAGAAAAUAUACUCACAGAGCUAUAUGAAAUAUACUACAGAACUCAAGAAAAUAUACUUACAGAGCUAUAUGAAUAUACUUACAGAACUAUAGAAAAUAUACUCACAGAGCUAUAUGAAAUAUACUUACAGAACUCAAGAAAAUAUACUUACAGAGCUAUAUGAAAUAUACUUACAGAACUAUAGAAAAUAUACUCACAGAGCUAUAUGAAAUAUACUUACAGAACUAUAGAAAAUAUACUCACAGAGCUAUAUGAAAUAUACUUACAGAACUAUAGAAAAUAUACUCACAGAGCUAUAUGAAAUAUGCUUACAGAGCUAUAUGAAAUAUACUUACAGAACUAUAGAAAAUAUACUUACACAGCUAUAUGAAAUAUACUUACAGAGCUAUAUAAAAAUAUACUUACAGAACUAUAGAAAAUAUACUCACAGAGCUAUAUGAAAUAUGCUUACAGAACUAUAGAAGUUGAAUGUUCUUAAUAUGAAAUAUAUUUACAGAACUAUAGAAAUAUACUCACAGAGCUAUAUGAAUAUACUUACAGCGCUAUAUGAAUAUACAGUUGAAGUCAGAAGUUUACAUACACUUAGGUUUGAGUCAUUAAAACUCGUUUUUCUCCCACUCUCCACAAAUUUCUUGGUAACAAAUAAGGUUUUGGCACGUCGUUAGGACAUCUACUUUGCAUGACACAAGUAAUUUUUCCAACACUUGUUUACAGACAGAUUAUUUCACUUAUAAUUCACUGUAUCACAAUUCCAGUGAGUCAGAAGUUUACAUACACUAAGUUGACUGUGCCUUUAAACAGCUUGGAAAAUUCCAGAAAAUGAUGUCAUGGCUUUAGAAGCUUCUGAUAGGCUAAUUGACAUCAUUUGAGUCAAUAGGAGGUGUACCUGUGGAUGUAUUUCAAGGCCUACCUUCAAACUCAGUGCCUCUUUGCUUGACGUCAUGGGAAAAUCAAAAGAAAUCAGCCAAGACCUCCACAAGUCUGGUUCAUCCUUGGGAGCAAUUUCCAAACGCCUGAAGGUACCACAUUCAUCUGUACAAACAAUAGUAGGCAAGUAUAAACACCAUGGGACCAUGCAGCCGUCAUACCGCUCAGGAAGGAGACGCGUUCUGUCUCCUAGAGAUGAAUGUACUUUGGUGCGAAAAGUGCAAAUCAAUCCCAGAACAACAGCAAAGGACCUUGUGAAGAUGCUGGAGGAAACAGUUACAAAAGUAUCUAUAUCCACAGUAAAACGAGUCCUAUAUCGACAUAACCUGAAAGGCCGCUCAGCAAGGAAGAAGCCACUGCUCCAAAACCGCCAUAAAAAAGCCAGACUAUGGUUUGCAACUGCACAUGGGGACAAAGAUCGUACCUUUUGGAGAAAUGUCCUCUGGUCUGAUGAAACAAAAAUAGAACUGUUUGGCCAUAAUGACCAUCGUUAUGUUUGGAAGAAAAAGGGGACGGCUUGCAAGCCGAAGAACACCAUCCCAACCGUGAAGCACGGGGGUGGCAGCAUCAUGCUGUGGGUGCUUUGCUGCAGGAGGGACUGUUGCACUUCACAAAAUAGAUGGCAUCAUGAGGAAGGAAAAUUAUGUGGAUAUAUUCAAGCAACAUCUCAAGACAUCAGUCAGGAAGUUAAAGCUUGGUCGCAAAUGGGUCUUCCAAAUGGACAAUGACCCCAAGCAUACUUCCAAAGUUGUGGCAAAAUGACUUAAGGACAACAAAGUCAAGGUAUUGGAGUGGCCAUCACAAAGCCCUGACCUCAAUCCUAUAGAAAAUUUGUGGGCAGAACUGAAAAAGCGUGUGCGAGCAAGGUGGCCUACAAACCUGACUCAGUUACACCAGCUUUGUCAGGAGGAAUGGGCCAAAAUUCACCCAACCUAUUGUGGGAAGCUUGUGGAAGGCUACCCGAAUCGUUUGACCCAAGUUAAACAAUUUAAAGGCAAUGCUACCAAAUACUAAUUGAGUGUAUGUAAACUUCUGACCCACUGGGAAUGUGAUGAAAGAAAUAAAAGCUGAAAUAAAUUAUUCUCCCUACUAUUAUUCUGGCAUUUCACAUUCUUAAAAUAAAGUGGUGAUCCUAACUGACCUAAGACAAAGCAUUUUUACUAAGAUUAAAUGUCAGGAAUUGUGAAAAACGUAGUUUAAAUGUAUUUGGCUAAGGUGUAUGUAAACUUCCGACUUCAACUGUACUUACAGAGCUAUAUGAAAUAUACUCACAGAACUAUAGAAAAUAUACUUAGCGUUAUCUUCUACUAAAUCAAUACAGUCUGAAGAUACUGGGUACUCCACACAAAACAUUGUUUUGACACGUGUGCCUCUGUAUGUGUGUAAUCAUCCAGCAAUCCCUGUUGAUGACGAUUGUGAACUUGGCCCAGAACUUUGUGGGCAGCAACAACGUGAACAUCCUGCAGCCGCUGGGUCAGUUUGGUACCCGCAUCAACGGGGGCAAGGACGCUGCCAGCCCCCGUUACAUCUUCACCAUGCUCAGGUAAGGCCUCCGAGGGUCAAAGGUCAAAACAGAAUUGUGCUAGCAAUUUGAUUAGUCUACUUAUUGUAUGAUUUGUAUGGGCCAUUGGGCCAUCCUGAAGUGCAGUCAUACCUGUUUUUUUGUUUUGUUUUUUAAAGGUUAAUGAUACAUUUAAUGUUAACUUUGUUUAUACAUUACCUUUCAUAAAACACACUCAAAAUGCCACUUCCUCAGUCCCCUGGCCAAGAUGUUGUUCCCAGCGGUAGACUCCAGCCUGCUGAAGUUCCUGUUCGAUGACAACCAGAAGGUGGAACCAGAGUGGUACAUCCCCAUCCUCCCGAUGGUGCUGGUGAACGGGGCCGAGGGCAUCGGGACGGGCUGGGCCUGCAAGAUCCCCAACUACGACCAUAGAGAGAUAGUCAACAACCUCUACCGCAUGCUCAACAUGCAGGACCCUCUGCCCAUGGUAUACAUUUAGAUGUUUGAAACUUAAUUGAUUACAUAAGAUAAGAUCAACUCUAUUGUCCCAGAGGGGAAAUUUGUCUUGGACAUACAAGCAGCCCUAUUGUCCAUUUGGUCUAAGAAUUGUAUUGCUAAAAACAUAUAAACUCAGAUAAUAUUUUUGUAGAUCGAUACCAUUAUACAUUAAAACCUUUUGCUAAAACACUUGUCAUUUUUGAGUAGAACUGGAUAAACCACCAACUUUCUGUCAGUUAUAAUCCAGAUUUAAUCCUAUAGGUAAUGUACAGUUUCAUAAUAACGGCUGACUGAAUAUUCCUACCCCUCUCUCCUCUCCCAGCUGCCCAGCUAUAAGAACUUUAAAGGAGUGAUCCAUGAGUUGGGCCAGAACCAGUACAUGGUCAGUGGAGAGAUCUCUGUCCUGGACAAGAACACCAUUGAGAUCACUGAGCUGCCCGUUCGCACCUGGACACAGGUACACUAUAUCACACCUGUUCAGCACUUCUGGUCAUCCAGUUGCUUUGACUGAAUUAAUAAAUGAAUGAAGGAGAUGUUGACAUGUUGUUUCUAUGCUGUGAUAUUGUUUGUUAGUUCUUGUAAUGGACUAUCCCUCCCUCCCUCCCUCCCUCCCUACCUCCCUCCCCCUCCCUCCCUACCUCCCUCCCUCCCUCCAGGCCUACAAGGAGUCUGUACUAGAGCCCAUGCUCCAGGGGACAGAGAAGACUCCAGCUCUGAUCAAUGACUAUAAGGAGUACCACACGGACCAAACCGUCAAGUUUGUUGUCCGCAUGUCAGAGGAGAAGUUGGCCCAGGCAGAGGCUGCAGGACUACAUAAAGUCUUCAAGCUACAGUCCAGCCUCACCUGCAACUCCAUGGUUAGUACCACUCCUCAAAUCUGGGUCCUAUUCACUAGGCACCAAACUGAAGAAAACGGACUGAAACAGGGAGAAACUACCUGAACUUGUCCAAUGAUAAAUGCUUGUUUUCAUUAUCCAUUGCAAAACAUUUUCCUACUUUGUGCCCUAUACGAGUCCCUACUCUGUAUUUGAGUUGAACUGAUACCUGUAUUGACUCACAUUGUUGAUUCAUUAUACACACCUCUUUGGAUGAAGUGCUGUUUUGUGUGUAUAUAGAGCACUAAUCUUUCAUCUUAAAGUGAAGAACAAUUUUAAGUGUUCCAUGAUUUUUAACCAGUUUUUUUUAUAUUGUGGAAAUGAGAGGUAUCUAAAGUAGUUGCUCUUCUACCCUCAGGUGUUGUUUGACCACAUGGGCUGUCUGAAGAGGUAUGAUUCGGUCCAGGACAUUCUCAAGGAGUUCUUUGAGCUGCGGUUGCACUACUACAAGCUGAGGAAGGACUGGCUAGUGGGGAGCCUAGGGGCGGAGGCUUCCAAACUGUCCAAUCAGGCACGAUUUGUGCUGGAGAAGAUUGAAGGAAAGAUCACAAUCGGUGAGAAUUUUACCUGCAUAUCUCUCUCUCUCUGUCAAAGGGAAGGAAAGCUCUCUCAAUUCUUAUUUUAGUUUGCAAUUUGGAAUAGAAUACUGAUCUAUUAAUGUUUGUCUACAGAGAACAAGUCUAAGAGGGAACUGAUCAGGAUGCUGGUGCAGAAAGGCUUUGAGUCUGACCCCGUUGCGGCAUGGACCAAGGCACAGGAAAAGGUACUGUUAGCAUCCUGCCACUGUCCAACAUUCAGCCCUGUGAUUGGCUGAGACCGCUUGACGCUUUAAAACCCUGUAUUCUAAUUGGACUAUGUGUCUUCCUGCUCUCUCCCUAUAGGCUCUGGAGGAGGACGAUCGUGAUGGUAACGACAGUGACAGCUCUGUGGACUCUGGGUCGUCGUCGGGACCAAACUUCAACUACAUCCUCAACAUGCCUCUGUGGUGCCUGUCCAAGGAGAAGGUGGACGAGCUGCUCCGACAGAGAGACAUCAAGGUGCUGACUCAGAGAGGAAGGGUGUAGACACCCGACUGUCAAGGACUUGCAAUUCAAUUCAAUAGAUCUUUAUUGUCCCCAAAAGGCUAUUAAUUUGCAGCAACAUUACACAAGUAGGCAAGGUCUGAGUGUCUCUUUUCUAACGGUUGUGUGUGUUUUGUUCUUGGAGCAUAGUGAGUGCAUAUCUGUACUUUUUUAGUAUGUGUAUGUGGUCCUGGCGGGAAAUGAACCCACAACCUUGGUGUUGCUAGCGCCACAUAUUUUAUCAACUGAGUGUGUGUUGUUCAACAGAAAGGAGAGUUGAAUGAGCUGCAGAGGAAGUCUCCAGAAGACCUGUGGAAGGAGGACCUGGCUGUCUUCAUUGAAGAACUGGAUGUGAGUUAUGCUAGCGCUACAUGUAGUGGUGCCACUCCUCUCUGAGUCACUGCUUAAGAGACUACUGUGAUUUAUACCUACUAGUGUGAGACUGCUUUUGUUGAGGAGAAGUCGGGUACCUUCAAGGUUUCUUUCUCCUGGCCUUACUAAAGGCAGAUCUAUUUGUAGAAAAAAAAAAGUGGGAUUUAUUUUGUUUGGGUUUUAUCUCCUUUCAUUUUUACAUUUACAUUUUACAUUUUAGUCAUUUAGCAGACGCUCUUAUCCAGAGCGACUUACAGGAGCAAUUAGGGUUAAGUACCUUGCUCAAGGGCACAUCGACAGAUUUUUCACCUAGUCGGCUCGGGGAUUAGAACCAGCGACCUUUCGGUUACUGGCACAACGCUCUUAACCACUAAGCUACCUGCCGCCCCCUUUCACUGUAAACCGUCAACAUUGAUGUCACCUCAAUACAAGUGACUUACACGAUUUACAAAAGGUGACAGGUGUAUUCUCUCCUCGUGUGUGUGACAGAAAAUCGAGGCCCAGGAGCAAGCAGACAUGAGUGCAGGUAAAGGUACCAAGCUGGUGAAGGGCAAGGUGGGCAAGCCCAAGGUUAAGAAACUCCACCUGGAGGAGACGUUACCCUCGCCAUACGGCCGCAGGGUCGUACCCACCAUCACACAGGCCAUGAAGACUGACGCCUCCAAGAAGAUGAUCAAGAAGAAGAAGGUAACACAUUUCGUUUUUAAAAUGGAUUAUGCCUCAUUGUUAAAGGCCCAGUCUGUGAUAUUUUAUGACAAUUUCGCUCAUUUUAUUUGGUAAUUUAUACCCAUUGAUUCUUGAAGAAUAUCACGUAUCAAUGCCUUAUGAGGUUAGUUCAACUGUAUAACUCCCAUCAUAGCACAAAAUAAAACUCAAUUGUUUGCGUUGGUCUCAGUGUGUUUUCAGGCUGUAGACAUGACAUACAGUGGGGGAAAAAAGUAUUUAGUCAGCCACCAAUUGUGCAAGUUCUCCCACUUAAAAAGAUGAGAGAGGCCUGUAAUUUUCAUCAUAGGUACACGUCAACUAUGACAGACAAAUUGUGGGGGAAAAAUCCAGAAAAUCACAUUGUAGGAUUUUUAAUGAAUUUAUUUGCAAAUUAUGGUGGAAAAUAAGUAUUUGGUCACCUACAAACAAGCAAGAUUUCUGGCUCUCACAGACCUGUAACUUCUUCUUUAAGAGGCUCCUCUGUCCUCCACUCGUUACCUGUAUUAAUGGCAAAAGUUUGAACUUGUUAUCAGUAUAAAAGACACCUGUCCACAACCUCAAACAGUCACACUCCAAACUCCACUAUGGCCAAGACCAAAGAGCUGUCAAAGGACACCAGAAACAAAAUUGUAGACCUGCACCAGGCUGGGAAGACUGAAUCUGCAAUAGGUAAGCAGCUUGGUUUGAAGAAAUCAACUGUGGGAGCAAUUAUUAGGAAAUGGAAGACAUACAAGACCACUGAUAAUCUCCCUUGAUCUGGGGCUCCACGCAAGAUCUCACCCCGUGGGGUCAAAAUGAUCACAAGAACGGUGAGCAAAAAUCCCAGAACCACACGGGGGGACCUAGUGAAUGACCUGCAGAGAGCUGGGACCAAAGUAACAAAGCCUACCAUCAGUAACACACUACGCCGCCAGGGACUCAAAUCCUGCAGUGCCAGACGUGUCCCCCUGCUUAAGCCAGUACAUGUCCAGGCCCGUCUGAAGUUUGCUAGAGUGCAUUUGGAUGAUCCAGAAGAGGAUUGGGAGAAUGUCAUAUGGUCAGAUGAAACCAAAAUAUAACUUUUUGGUAAAAACUCAACUCGUCGUGUUUGGAGGACAAAGAAUGCUGAGUUGCAUCCAAAGAACACCAUACCUACUGUGAAGCAUGGGGGUGGAAACAUCAUGCUUUGGGGCUGUUUUUCUGCAAAGGGACCAGGACGACUGAUCCGUGUAAAGGAAAGAAUGAAUGGGGCCAUGUAUCGUGAGAUUUUGAGUGAAAACCUCCUUCCGUCAGCAAGGGCAUUGAAGAUGAAACGUGGCUGGGUCUUUCAGCAUGACAAUGAUCCCAAACACACCGCCCGGGCAACGAAGGAGUGCCUUCGUAAGAAGCAUUUCAAGGUCCUGGAGUGGCCUAGCCAGUCCAGAUCUCAACCCCAUAGAAAAUCUUUGGAGGGAGUUGAAAGUCCGUGUUGCCCAGCGACAGCCCCAAAACAUCACUGCUCUAGAGGAGAUCUGCAUGGAGGAAUGGGCCAAAAUACCAGCAACAGUGUGUGAAAACCUUGUGAAGACUUACAGAAAACGUUUGACCUGUGUCAUUGCCAACAAAGGGUAUAUAACAAAGUAUUGAGAAACUUUUGUUAUUGACCAAAUACUUAUUUUCCACCAUAAUUUGCAAAUAAAUUCAUUAAAAAUCCUACAAUGUGAUUUUAUGGAUUUUUUUUCUCUCAUUUUGUCUGUCAUAGUUGACGUCAUCUUUUUAAGUGGGAGAACUUGCACAAUUGGUGGCUGACUAAAUACUUUUUUCCCCCACUGUAUCGCUGUGUGUGUGUUGUCCUCAGGGUGAUGCGGACCUGGUGAUGAAACUGGAGUUUGAUGAUGAGAUGGGAGUGCUGGGGUCAGACGGAGGAACAGGGGAGAACUCCCUCAACUCAUCCUCUAAUACACCAGCCCCGGCCCCGGCCUCAGCCAAGCCCAAGGCCCCUCGGAUCAAACGGGAGAAGAAGGAGCCAGGUCAGCAGAUAUUCCAUUCUCCUUUCAUAUGUCUGUCAUCUUAUUGAGAUGGGUUCAGUCAUGAAUUGGGGAGAGGGGGAGACAGCUGAGAGGGAUACACAGUGAGGAAGGUGGUGGACACAAGGAUUUUAUCCCCACCUCUUGGGGCAAUUCGUAUAUGGGAGUCAGAAGUGUUACCUCUAGAGCAAACUUUGUUAAUUUAUGUUAAUCACACAUGAACUCUCACACAUCGACACAGUUUCAGGACUUCAUGGCUAUUAAAUGAAAGAUACAAAUUGGAAUGAAUAAACCCUUUUCUCUAUAUCAGGUGCUCCCAGAGCCAGGAAACCCCCAGCACUCAAAGGAGCAUCUGGUAAGAAGGUGAAGAAGCGUAACCCCUGGUCGGAGGACGAGUCCAAAUCAGAGAGCGACCUGGAGGACAGUGAACCUGUGGUCAUCCCCCGAGACAUCAAGUCACAACGGGCCUCAGGUAACCACUUACAGUGCCUUCGGAAAGUAUUCAGACCCCUUGACUUUUUCCACAUUUUGUUAGGUUACAGCCUUAUUCUAAAAUUGAUUAAAUUGUUUUUUUUCCCCCUCAUCAAUCUACACACAAUACCCCAUAAUGACAAAGCAAAAACAAAUUUGUAUACAUUUUUGCUAAUUUAUAAAAAAAUUAAAAAAUAAGAUCACAUUUACGUAAGUAUUCAGACCCUUUACUCAGUACUUUGUUGAAGCACCUUUGGCAGCGAUUACAGCCUCAAGUCUUCUUGGGUAUGACGCUACAAGCUUGGCAUACCUGUAUUUGGGGAGUUUCUCCCAUUCUUCUCUGCAUAUCCUCUCAAGCUCUGUCAGGUUGGAUGGGGAGCGUUGCUGCACAGCUAUUUCCAGGUCUCUCCAGAGAUGUUCGAUCGGGUUCAAGUCCAGGCUUUGGCUGGGCCACUCAAGGACAUUCAAAGACUUGUCCCGAAGCCACUCCUGCGUUGUCUUGGCUGUGUGCUUAGGGUCGUUGUCCUGUUGGAAGGUGAACCUUGGCCCCAGUCUGAGGUCCUGAGCACUCUGGAGCAGGUUUUCAUCAAGGAUCUCUCUGUACUUUGCUCAGUUCAUCUUUCCCUCGAUCCUGACUAGUCUCCCAGUCCCUGCCGCUGAAAAACAUCCCCACAGCAUAAUGCUGCCACCACCAUGCUUCACCAUUGGGAUGGUGCCAGGUUUCCUCCAGACGUGACGCUUGGUCAUUCAGGCCGAAGAGUUCAAUCUUGGUUUCAUCAGACCAUGUGCAUUUUACUGAGGAGUGGUAUCCGUCUGGCCACUCUACCAUAAAGGCCUGAUUGGUGGAGUGCUGCAUAGAUGCUUGUCCUUCUGGAAGGUUCUCCCAUCUCCACAGAGGAACUCUAGAGCUCAGUCAGAGUGAUCAUCAGGUUCUCCCUGAUUGGUCCCUGAGGCCAUUUUGAAAUGUUUAAAAGCCUCAUUCCUUCUUAUUUCUGUAAAACCCUGAAUAAUGCCAAAGCCGAAACACGUUGGUUCUUCUGCAAUAAAACACACACAGACACACACACACACUUAUAAUGAACUUUGUCUGUUCCUCAGCGGCCAAGCCCAAGUACACCUUUGAUUUCAGUGAGGAAGAGGAUGGAGGAGAGGAAGAGGAGGAGGAUGAUGAUGAUGCUGAUGCUGCGUCCUCACCAGCCCGGCCCUGCAAAGACGACUUCACCGCCUCCUCCGAGACUAAAGACCGAUACAGCGACGAUGACGAGGAUGAUGAAGAUAUCUUCCCACCGCCCAAACAGACCACCAUCAACAUCUCACCAGCGAAGGAGAAGGAACCAGAGAGUAUAUUCUCCCCCUCCAAAUCAGCCUUCUCCUCUGAAAAGAGCAAUGACAGUGGUGAGUUCACACUACAAGCUCAGCAUGUUUGCCUUGUCAUGUGCUUUCUUUGUCAUGUGGUCCUCUGUAGCUCAAUUGGUAGAGCAUGGCGCUUGUAACGCCAGGGUAGUGGGUUCGAUCCCCGGGACCACCCAUACGUAAAAAUGUAUGCGCACAUGACUGUAAAUCGCUUUGGAUAAAAGUGUCUGCUAAAUGGCAUAUUAUUAUUAUAUUAUUAUUUAGUAAAAGGUUAAAGAUGUUUACGAUCUUGUCGUUAUUUCAAGUCUUGUGUGUUUGUCUAUGAAAAAGGACUGUGUGUAAAUAAGCUCCUAGUCCCGGUGUUCAUCUGAGGGUUAAUGUCUGUUACUCUUCUCUUCCAGAUGAUCUGAAUUUGGACAGUGACGGGGAAGACAAGGCCUUCUCCUCAUACUACAGCAGCUCUGCUUUCGACAAACCUGUCCCAGCUAAGAAAGGUAACGCACAGAACCAUAUAAUGUAUCCAUCUACAGUCUGGCCACAUUAAACAGAUGUACACUUUGGAGUGUACAUUUGUGUACCUCCAUUAAGUAUGGUACUGUAUGUAACGUUACAUUUCAAAUUAAAUAAUGGUCUGGUUACUUAAAACAGAACGAUAGGGAGGUUGGUUGGGUGUACACCGUGACAGUCUACAUUUACAUUUACAUUUUAGUCAUUUAGCAGACGCUCUUAUCCAGAGCGACUUACAGUUAGUGCAUACAUUAUUUUAUUUUUUUAUACUGUCCCCCCGUGGGAAUUGAACCCACAACCCUGGCAUUGCAAACGCCAUGCUCUACCAACUGAGCUACAUCCCUGCCGGCCAUUCCCUCCCCUACCCUGGACGACGCUGGGCCAAUUGUGCGCCGCCCCAUGGGUCUCCCGGGUCACGGCCGGCUACGACAGAGCCUGGAUUCGAACCAGGAUCUCUAGUGGCACAGCUAGCACUGCAAUGCAGUGCCUUAGACCACUGCGCCACUCGGGAGGUGUUUAAAAGCCUCAUUCCAAAGGUUGUGUUUUUGAGUCACGUCGGGGACAACUGUAGCAUUUUAGCUAACCCUUCCCAAACCAUAACCUAAUUCUCAUUACCUUCUACGGAAAUUCUCCUAACCUUUGUUGUUAGUUCUCCUAACCUUUGUCGUUAGGAAUGACACAACAAGCAGCCUGGUCUCAGCCAGACUUAUAAUACUAUAAGUCCUCCAAGACGUAUGAUACAUUACAUCCUCCAAUUCGUAUGAUAUUGUGUGGCCGCUAUUACAUUCAUAACGUAACAUAUUAUAUACUAAAUGGACAGACUCAAAUUUACCUCCCAAAUCUUACGAGUUUCCCUGAGGACAGGUUGCGAUCUAUGACUCUGGUAACACACACAUCUGCCACUAGAGGGAGCACUAAUGCAAAUCACACUACCAACAUGGGUUAAAAAGAUACUGAUAAUGUUGUUGAUGCUGCUGCUGAAUGUAGUGCACUAUAUAGGGAAUAGGGUGCCUUUUUAGACGCAGUCAUGGUGUCUUGCUGAGAUCCAUAUUGGUAUUGAUUGGCUCACUCUCUGUUACUCACAGCAGCUAAGAAUGCAACUCCCAAACCCAGGAAAGCACCAGCACCCAAAGCGCCACCCAAACAGAAGCUGGACACGUCCGUCUGGGACUCGGACUCCGAUACCGACUCCAAGAAGCCUGCACCAGCACUCAAAGGUGUACAUGCUUACCUCACAAUGACCAGUGGAGAAUCAGUCACCAUACAUUUCUCUAUGAAUAUAAAAGAUUGACAUAGUGUAAACUGACUAUAACAGGGAUCUCCAACUCCGGUCCUGGAGAGCUACUAGGUGUGCAGGUUUAUAAUCCAGCUCUUCAGUAGCACGCCUGUUUAAAAUCUUCACCUAUUCAUCUUCAGUCUGAAUCAGGUGUGUUACUGCAGGGUUUGAAUGAAAGCCUGCACACCCAGUAGCUCUUCAGGACCGAAAUGUUGAAAAACCCUGGACUGUAGCUUGUUCUCUAUGAACAUAUAAUCUGUUCUGAGUAUAACCGUAAUAUUAACUGAGUGUAACCUGGUUAUGAACUGAGUGUAACCUGGUUAUGAACUGAGUGUAACCUGGGUGUGUUUCUCCUGACCUGUGCAGGUAAAGGCGGAGGGAGGAAGAGGAAGCAGUCUGGAUCUGAAGAGGAUGAUUUCAGUCCCAAGAAAGCUCCUGGGAAAGCACCCAAAUCCCCCGCCAGCAGGGUACGAGUGUGUGUGUGUGUGUGUGUGUCAUUUGAAUCAUAUAGGAUAUAAGAAGAUACUGAAAAAACAAAGACUGUAAUAACCAUACAGGAUACUUAGUGUCUUCUCUUGUCUUCCCCCUGUGUAGAAGCCAUCAAAGAAAGCAGCCGCGGCCUCGCCCCCCAUGUCAGAUGAUGAUGAUGACGUGGACUCCAACCGUUUCAGCCAAUCCAGCGUGGCGUCCCGAGAACGACCGGGCAGAGGCAGGGCCAAGAAGGAAGUGAAGUACUUUGUUGAGUCAGGGUCAGACGACGAUCAGUACGACAUGUUCGACUAGACCAUGGAAUCUCUCCCACACACAGGCUCUGUUCCAAUGCUAUUGAAAUGCUUCCUCCCUCCCUUGAAGUAAUCACAGAUCUUCAUUGGUUGGACUGGGGAAAGUAAUAGGUUGGUACCCUUGUUUUCACCUAUCCAAUCACUUACUAUCUGUGAUCACCUCCAGGAAAUCAGAAAGGAUGGAUUUUUAAACAAUUUGAACAGCGCUAUUUACACACCGCUUGAGUAAUUUGUCACGUGCAUCCUUCCUUCUUCACUUCCUAGAAUAAAUCAUGUGAGAGGUGGGGAUAGGUGUAGCAGUGGUUUGUAUACCUAUCCAGUCAUGUCCGAUCAGGAAGGAAGGAUUUCGUUUUGAAGUAUUCAACCAGAACCAGACACAUGCUCGUGGAAAUGCCCGUGCCGCAGACUUUUGUACACCCCCCCCCCCCCCCCCCCUCCUCCUCUUUUAUUUUAUUUUAAUGGUGAUGUUUAAUGCUUUCUACUGUGUAGGUGUUUUACACUUUUUAUUAUACAUACAAUACAAUUUUGUUUUUUUAUUAUUACCAUGGAAAUGUUCUGUAUUUGUCCUAAGCAGCUUUUAGAAGUUAGGAACGCGGUGCUUCAGCACAUUUUAACUGUUAAAAAGUAAACAAGAGACAUUGUACCUUUUUGAACAAGAACUUGGAAGUAAACAAUGAAAUGUAAAUUAUUCUCUGGCCGUUGGGUUUUCUGUCCGUUGAAUGUGAUUUUUCUUAAUUGACUUCACUCUCUUUCCUGCGGAGCAGAACCUUAGGAACAUGAUUCUCUCUCUCUCUCUCUAUCUCUCUCUAUCUCUCUCUUUCUCUCUCUUCUCUCUCUCUCUCUCUCUCUCUCUCUCUCUCUCUCUCUCUCUCUCUCUCUCUCUCUCUCACACACAGUAUUCAAGGCUUCGAGGUUACAGUAAAUCUAAAUAUUCCGGUUAUAAUACAUCCACGCAUUUAUGUAUUUUAAAAUAAAUAUAUUUGUAUUACUUUGCCAGGACAUUUCAUGGUAAAGUUAAACAGUAUAUUAACAUAAAAAGCAUUGUUAAUGUACAAACAGACAAUAUUGAAAAUGGAGAACAAAAACAAGAUAAAAGCUCACCGUAAAGCUCCUUUAUAAGGACUUCCUGCCUUCUCUUCCCACCAGGCCAGCAGGAGGUUUUGGCUAAAUGUAUAAUCACCAUGAAAACCCCUCCCUGCUGCCCCGCCCACCCUCAAGUGCAGUAA